AUGGUCACGGCGGGGAAACGCUUCGGGUUUCAGUUAAUGAAGUCGGUAGAGACAGAAGACCGGGCGUCGGACGUGUCCGUACGACGAAUCAACAUGUCGGUGUGCUAUCUCUAUUGUCAGGCAGCUCCUGACAAAGUGGACGUAUUUAUUCGAGGCAUCGUCGAGUUGCCGUGGGAUACCAAACCUCGGCGGCGCCAAGAGACGAUCAAUGCUGCUGGAGACUAUAUCCUCUCCACCAUCCGUGGACGGGAGUGUUGUCGUAUGAAAACGAUAGCCGCGCUGAAUAAAAGGUCCAAGACAGAGCGUCAAAUUCUCAAGUACGUUGACGCUUGUCAUUGCUCGAAAGUCGUUCGAGGGCUGGAAAAAGUCGUACGUCCAGAGUGA
Phytophthora infestans T30-4 is the source of this 384-nucleotide messenger RNA. RefSeq lists its product as uncharacterized. The record is from RefSeq and is a predicted model, not a curated record. Lineage: Eukaryota; Oomycota; Peronosporomycetes; Peronosporales; Peronosporaceae. The coding region runs from base 1 to 384 and encodes 127 amino acids. The transcript has 2 exons.